AUGGCCGUCUUUUCUCGCGCCGGCUUCCUUGCCAUCGCGCUCGUCUUCCACGUCGUGUACAUCUACUCCAUCUUCGACAUUUACUUUGUCAGUCCAAUCGUUUCGGGCAUGCAACUCGUUCCAAUUGAACGUCCCGCCGGUGUCAAACCCCCCGCUGAUCGUCUUGUUCUCUUCGUCGGAGACGGUCUGCGAGCCGACAAAGCCUUCCAGUCGUUCCCAGACCCCUACCCUAAGACUGAGGAAGACUUGGAGCCAAAGCCUCUGGCCCCGUUCCUACGAUCCCGCGUUCUCGAGCAUGGCACUUUCGGUGUAUCACACACUCGCGUACCGACCGAAUCUCGUCCAGGCCAUGUCGCCCUCAUCGCUGGUCUGUACGAGGAUGUUUCCGCCGUUGCGACUGGCUGGAAGCUCAAUCCAGUCAACUUUGACAGCGUUUUCAACCGGAGCAGACAUACCUGGAGCUGGGGCUCACCCGACAUCCUCCCAAUGUUCGAGACGGGAGCCGUCCCUGGCCGCGUCGACUCUUAUACCUACGGACAUGAGUUCGAGGACUUCAGCUCGGAUGCGCUGGAGCUAGACUACUGGGUCUUUGAUCAUGUCAAGGACUUCUUUGCUGAGGCUGCUAGAAACGAAACAUUGAACGCGGCCUUGCGUCAGGACAAGAUUGUGUUCUUUCUCCAUCUUCUCGGCUUGGAUACCUCCGGCCACUCAUACCGGCCGUAUUCGAAGGAGUACUUGAGAAACAUCCAAGUUGUCGACCAAGGCGUUCAGGAAAUCACCGAAUUGAUAGAUGGUUUCUACGCUGACGACCGCACUGCCUUCGUGUUCACAGCUGACCACGGCAUGAGUGACUGGGGCAGCCAUGGCGAUGGCCAUCCGAACAACACGCGUACCCCCUUAAUCACAUGGGGCUCAGGCAUUGCCCCACCGGUGCUUGCUUCCAACGCAACAGCUCCCGGACAUGACGAAUAUUCUUCUGACUGGCAUUUGGAUCAUGUCAAGAGGCACGAUGUCGCACAGGCCGAUGUAGCUGCCUUGAUGGCCUAUCUUGUUGGCGUCGAGUUCCCAGCCAAUUCGGUCGGCGAGAUACCACUGUCCUAUGUCUCCUCAAGCAUCGAGGAUAAGGCUGAAGCAGCUCUGGUCAAUGCCCGGGAGAUCCUCGAGAUGUACCGGGUCAAGGAAGAGCGCAAGAAGGCCACGGAGCUGCGUUAUAGGCCAUUCCACCCCUUGAGUGAGGCAGGCCUUAGUCCACAGCGCCGAGUGGUGGACAUUCGUCGAUUGAUUGAAGCUGGAAACCACGAGGAGGCAAUUGAGGAGUCGGCUGCCCUCAUGAAGAUUGCACUUGAAGGUCUAAGAUAUCUGCAGACUUAUGACUGGCUUUUUCUCCGUACGCUCAUCACUAUCGGCUACUUGGGCUGGAUGGCAUUCGCGAUGACCAUCGUCAUUGAUCUUCAUGUUCUGCGUGGCAAUCGCCCUGCUUCACGAACAUUGCUGAGCACAACGAUGUUCAGCUCACUUCUUGCUGCUCUUUAUGCUUCCUUCAUUAUAUCUCACUCACCGCUUACGUACUAUGCGUACGCUUUCUUCCCCAUUGUUUUCUGGGAGGAGGUCUGGGCCCGACGUGGCUCUCUCGUAGAAGGCCGUCAGGUCCUGUUUGGACAUAUCCAGACUGGCCCCAGUGCUGUUUCUUUUCUCCUGAAUGGUGCUCUUUACAUCGGUGUCAUCGUUUCGUUGGCUCUAGGAUACAUCCAUCGGGAGAUUCUCACGGUCAUCUAUAUUCUCGGCUCGUUGUGGCCGGUUACAUGGGGCUUGGACUUCCUCCAGGCUAAUGCGUUUCUGUCUGCCACAUGGUUCAUGUCAUGCCUUGCCAUGAGCACGUUCACGUUGCUCCCGGCUAUGAAGGUGGAGGAUGUCUCUCUCAUCGUGGCAGGAGGAGUCAUCAUGGCUUCCAUAGGUCUAGCAUAUCUUGUCUGGGAGGACGUGUUGCUUGCUAGGUCGUCUACGGGCAAAGUAGUCGGCCAAGGGCUGCCAAUCGCGAGGGCACUGACAGGUAUUCAAGUAAGCUUAUUUCCCCGACUAUGUAUUGAUCUCAAUCUCACGAGAGACAACCAGGUCGGCUUGAUUCUCCUGGCAAUCGUAGUCACGCGGUCCAGCGCUCUGUCUCUUCAAGCAAAACUCGGGCUUCCGCGAGGAAACCAGAUUGUGGGAUGGAUUGUGUUGGGUGAGACCAUUCUGUUGGUUGCAUGGGUUAGUCUUGAACACCGCAUCUUCGUCUUCGGCGAUGUUGCCAGUGAACAUCGGCAACCCACAUCUAACGGAAGCGCCGCCAAGUCGCAGAGCGUACCACAGCCGGUCUUCAGAGCUCUUACUUUGGCAGACGCACGAGUGGCUUUGUUCUUCUUCGUCCUCCUGCAGUCGGCUUUCUUCAGCACAGGCAACGUAGCAUCGGUCUCCUCCUUCAGUCUGGAUGCCGUGUACCGUCUGAUUCCGAUAUUUGACCCUUUUUCGCAAGGGAUACUUCUCAUUCUCAAGCUUAUGAUUCCUUUUGCCCUCAUCUCGGCGAACCUCGGAAUCCUCAAUGCCCGGCUGGGUGUUGCUCCCUCGUCUCUAUUCAUGGCUGUAAUGGCCAUCAGCGACGUACUUACCCUAUACUUUUUCUGGGUCGUCAAGGACGAAGGCUCAUGGUUGGAGAUCGGAUCCACCAUUAGCCACUUUGUCAUUGCAAACGUGCUGUGCCUCUUUGUGGCAUCAUUGGAGGGAGUUAGCGCGCUCUUCAUUGGCGACGUCGAAGUGGAGGGUCGUCAGGGGAGACGUGAACAAAAACAAAAUGGGACGGCGAGUUUGGCUUAUACCGAGGCUCCUCUAGCCAACGGUCAAGUGUCUCAAGUAACGGUGAGAUCGUAG
Colletotrichum chrysophilum is the source of this 2904-nucleotide messenger RNA. RefSeq names its product Glycosyl phosphatidyl inositol anchor synthesis (gene MCD4). The record is from RefSeq and is a predicted model, not a curated record. Gene Ontology annotation, molecular function: mannose-ethanolamine phosphotransferase activity. Lineage: Eukaryota; Fungi; Ascomycota; Sordariomycetes; Glomerellales; Glomerellaceae. The coding region runs from base 1 to 2904 and encodes 967 amino acids. Gene Ontology annotation, biological process: GPI anchor biosynthetic process. Gene Ontology annotation, cellular component: endoplasmic reticulum membrane. The transcript has 5 exons.